Molecule: messenger RNA, 1481 nt
Organism: Suricata suricatta (meerkat)
Lineage: Eukaryota; Metazoa; Chordata; Mammalia; Carnivora; Herpestidae
Gene: ASMT
Product: acetylserotonin O-methyltransferase
Exons: 8
Coding region: 190-1308 (372 amino acids)
Biological process (GO): methylation; melatonin biosynthetic process
Molecular function (GO): acetylserotonin O-methyltransferase activity
Source: RefSeq, a predicted model, not a curated record
ACUGAGCAGAAAGCCAGCGGGAGCCCUGACGCUUGGCCAGCCCCUUAAUAAGGCUGAUGAGAUUUGCAGGCUGAUCGGCUCUGCUGACACGGGGCCUCCCGCAGGGGCUCCGGCGGCCCACCGACCGGCCCGGCUCGCUCACACACCCCGCUCCCCUCAGCUCCGGGCCGCGGAUCGACGUGGGGCGGCAUGAGUUCCCCGGAGGCGCAGGCGUACCGGCUCCUGACCGAGUACACGAACGGUUUCAUGGUGUCCCAGGUUCUGUUUGCCGCCUGUGAGCUGGGCCUGUUUGACCUUCUCUCCGAGGCCCCGGAGCCCCUGGGCUCGGCGGCGGUGGCUGCACGUCUGGGCACCAGCUCCCACGGGACCCGGCUCCUGCUGGACACCUGUGUGUCCCUGAAGCUGCUGCAGCUGGAGAGCAGAGGAGGACAAGCUUCAUAUCGAAACACAGAGCUCUCCGGCACCUACCUGGUCCGGGCCAGUCCCAAGUGUCAGGUCAACAUGCUGGCGUACCUGGCCAGGACGACGUACCGGUGCUGGGGCCACCUGGCCCAGGCCGUGAGGGAUGGCAAGAACCAGUACCAGGAGGCCUUUGGGGUUGCGUCCGACGAGCUCUUCACGGCCAUCUACAGAUCGGACGGCGAGCGCGUGCAGUUCAUGCGGGGCCUGCAGGACGUCUGGAGCGUCAGCGGGAGGCCAGUGCUCACGGCCUUCGACCUGUCCCCGUUCCGGCUCAUCUGUGACGUCGGAGGUGACCGGGUCCACACGGGCCGCUCACUGCUGCGCGCCCCCCGCCCCGCUCUGUGCCCACGCGCAGGCUGCUCCGGGGCGCUGGCCAAGCAGUGCGCGGCGCUGUACCCCGGGUGUCGGGUCACCGUGUGCGACACCCCCGACGUCGUCCGGACGGCCAAGGAGCACUUCGGAAGCCGGGAGGAGGAGGAGGAGGAGGAGGAGCGCAUCGGCUUCUGGGAAGGAGAUUUCUUUAAAGACCCCCUUCCGGAAGCGGAUCUGUACAUCCUGGCGAGGGUCCUGCACGACUGGAGUGAUGAGCGGUGCUCGCAUCUGCUCACGUGCAUUCAUGGAGCCUGCAGACCAGGCGGCGGCGUCCUGGUGAUCGAAAGCCUCCUGGACGCAGACGGGCGGGGCCCCCUGACCACGCAGCUCUACUCGCUGAACAUGCUGGUGCAGACGGAGGGCCGGGAGAGGACCCCCGCCCAGUACGCCGCGCUCCUGGCGCCCGCCGGCUUCCGCGACGCGCGAUGUAGGAGAACCGGCGGCCUGUACGACGCCAUCCUCGCCAGGAAGUAGCUCCUGCCGUCAGCGGCCGCCGCGCAACAAGCGCCUCCCACACGGUGUGCUGCGCGCGUCCUCGGCGCGGGGCUGGGACGGAGGGGUGCGGGUCUCCGCGCUGUGCUGGGCCGCCGGUCAGUCUGUACAUUUGUCUUGUUCUCUUCUACCCUACUCUACUCUACUCUACCCUA